Ceraceosorus guamensis is the source of this 1462-nucleotide messenger RNA. Its product is annotated as alternative oxidase. The coding region runs from base 174 to 1184 and encodes 336 amino acids. Gene Ontology annotation, cellular component: mitochondrion. Gene Ontology annotation, molecular function: alternative oxidase activity. Gene Ontology annotation, biological process: alternative respiration. The record is from RefSeq and is a predicted model, not a curated record. The transcript has 2 exons. NCBI's taxonomy places the organism in Eukaryota, Fungi, Basidiomycota, Exobasidiomycetes, Ceraceosorales, Ceraceosoraceae.
UCGUACACAAAGAGCUCAAAGGAGCAUCAGAUCACAUCGGUGAGUCCUUCUGCUUUGUCGAAGAUGCUACGCGCUUGCUCACUGAACGACUUCGAAAUUCCCCAAUUGGCCUUCAGCCGCGUUUCUGGUGCGAGUAGUGAGGUGCGCCCUUUGUCUUCCUCCACGUAGUCGCGAUGAAUUUUUUUGCUGACACGUCAUCUCUCCGCUCCCUGCUCGUCAGGACCGGAUUUGAUGUUGCCACUCGAUAUCCAAAGCAUCGGGAGAAAUUCCCAAAGGUGAUGGGAGCCGAGGGGAGACAAGUCUCGACCCCUUCCAUGGACGAUGAACGAGCAGCGGUCAAGCCUCGCCGCAAAGAUCACGCGCUCGCAGCCGAAAGCCUGCCAGAGGUGAUGGAGUUGGGGGAAAUGCGCAAGCGCGGCAUUUGCUUUGGGCCCGAGCAGUGGCUCAUUCGCAUCGUGUUCCUCGAAACCAUCGCCGGGGUUCCAGGUUUCAGCGCAGCCAUGAUCAGGCAUCUGCAAAGCCUGCGCCUGAUGCGCAGGGACAAGGGUUGGAUCCAGACGCUAUUGGAGGACGCUCAAAAUGAACGGAUGCACCUGCUCGUCGCGCUCAAGCUUUACCGCCCCGGCUUCUUCAUGCGAACCAUGAUCGCCCUUGCACAGGUCGUCUUCACUGCUGCAUUCUCCGUAGGCUACAUGAUCGCCCCUCGGUUGGCCCAUCGCUUCGUCGGCGUCUUGGAGGAAGAAGCCGUCAUCACCUACACCAACAUCCUUCGAGACAUUGAAGCGGGUCGACUGCCAGAGUGGGAGCGAUUCCCGGCACCAGCUGUGGCCAAAGACUAUUGGGGCUUGAAGAGCAGCGCCACCCUCUCGGACGUCAUGCGCGCUCUGCGAGCUGACGAAGCCAACCAUCGCUUCAUCAACCACACCCUGGCGUCUAUCGAGAGCCAAGACUUUAAUCCCUUCGCCUAUGGUGAGGCUCGUCCUACCGAGCGAGGCGGAAGAUGGGGUUUGGAAAGGAACGAGGCUUUGGAGUGGUUUGAAAGAGAAGAUGCUAAGCGAAGAGAGGCCAAGGGUCUAAUGCGAGCGGAGGGUGCUACCGAAGCGCGUCCUGUUCGACAAGACAGGCUGCCUGUGAAGGAUGAAGCGCAGCGAGACACCAGCAACUCAUCCCGCAACGCGGUCUGAUAGAGAGGUCCAGCUCUUGCGCAACCGCCUGUCGAAUUGUCCACUGCCAUCACAGCAGAACCCCAUCCUGGUUCUAGAUCCCUUGUCUCCCAAGAAUCGGUCGUAUCAGCAUCAAGAGGGCGCUGGCGUCUCUCUUCGUCUCCAGCGUCAGCUUGUACCACCUCUCAAAUCGCCUGUGCCACAUCAACGUCGAAUAAAGCCUCUCGCAAGCUUGAUGGCGGCUCCUAUGCCAAGGACAUCAUCAUUUCUUAGUGCCUUGAUUAGCCUGGCGGGAGACC